Anguilla rostrata (American eel) is the source of this 2029-nucleotide messenger RNA. RefSeq names its product apoptosis-inducing factor 3-like. NCBI's taxonomy places the organism in Eukaryota, Metazoa, Chordata, Actinopteri, Anguilliformes, Anguillidae. Gene Ontology annotation, molecular function: oxidoreductase activity, acting on NAD(P)H; 2 iron, 2 sulfur cluster binding. Gene Ontology annotation, cellular component: cytoplasm. The transcript has 17 exons. The record is from RefSeq and is a predicted model, not a curated record. Bases 428 to 1930 code for a protein of 500 amino acids.
CAGCGAGUGCUAAUACCCCGCGUCCGUUACAUUUGUAAAGACACUUCUAAACGUCACUCGAUUCGUUUUCUUUUGUCCCGUUUUAUUUAAUCGGUUUCCAACAACGGCGUCCGCAGACGGAAACGUAGCGCUAACAGCUGUAACAGUGCUGCAAUAAACUUUUCCCCCGUCCGCCAAGCGGCCUGCCCCGCGCCCCUGAAAACAUCCAGAGCACGAGGUCGGUAGGAGGGGGUGCUGUUGUUGCCUGGGUUACGGGACUCAGUUCCAUCCCAAUUGGUCCACUGUCGCUUAAGACUGCGUCGCAGCCGACAAGUGACACGAGACUCUGGACGGCGACCUGCUUGAGGGCGGAUUCUUCCAUGAAGGGUCACUGAACGGAUAACACUAUUCGAAUUAACAAGGUCGCGUGUCUGUCGGGACGAGUGAGAUGUCUGGGGGACUUCCAACCAAAACCAGCCCGGACCCCGAUCCAGAUUCAGAGUCGGAGGAGGUCACAGAGGAGGUGUGUCUGGAGUCUGAACUCCAGGACGGAGAGAUGAUGGAGGUGGAGGUGGGACACCACAACGUCCUGCUGGUUCGCAGUGGAGGACACUACAGUGCCAUCGGGAACCAGUGCACACACUAUGGGGCUCCCCUCAGCAAAGGGGCGUUGUCGGGGAACAGGGUGCGGUGUCCGUGGCACGGGGCGUGUUUUAACGUGAAGACGGGAGAUCUGGAGGAGUUCCCCGGCCUGGACUGCCUACCCUGCCACAAGGUAGAAGUCAGAAACAGCAAGGUCUUUGUGUCAGUAAACAAACAGUCUCUGAAACAGAGGAAACGGGUGAAGGAAAUGGGGAGGAGGGACCCGGGGGUGAUCCACACCAUGCUGCUGAUCGGAGGAGGGUCGGCCUCCUUGGUCUGCGCCGAGACCCUCAGGCAGCAGAACUACGGCGGCCGCAUCGUCAUGGUGACCAGCGAUGACCUGCUGCCCUACGACAAGACCACGCUCAGCAAGGUGAUGAACGUGCAGAGUGACAGCAUCCUGCUCAGGCAGAUGGAGUUCUUCCUGCGGCACGACAUCGAGGUGUGGCUACGGAAGGAGGCUAAGGCCCUGGACACAGGCAGUAAGACGGUGACGUUCAGCGACGGCUCCUGGCAAAGCUACGACCAGCUGCUCAUCUCCACGGGCUGCAGGGCCAGGAAGCUGGACUGCGCGGGAGCGGACCUGCAGAAUGUGUGCCUGCUGCAGACGCCCGAGGACGCGCGCAGGAUCCACUACUCCUGCUUCAGGAAGCACGUCGUCAUCGUGGGCACCUCCUUCAUCGGCAUGGAGGUGGCCUCCUACAUGACGGGGAGGGCUCGGAGCGUGACGGUGAUCGGGAGCAGCGAGCUUCCGUACCAGAAGACCCUGGGCCCCGAGAUUGGGAGGCUCACCCUGCAGAUGCUGGCAGCGCAGGCGGUGAAGUUCUUCAUGAACGACAGCGUGCUGGAGAUCAGAGGAGAGAGCGGAAAGGUGAAAGAGGUGUUGCUGAAGAGUGGUACAGUCCUUCCUGUUGAUGUUUUGAUCGUAGGGAUUGGUGUGGUCCCCAACUCGGAAUUUCUGCAGGGGAGCCAAAUGGAGCUGGACUCCAAGAACUUUGUGCCUGUAGACAAGUGCAUGCGCACCAGUGUUCCGGGCGUGUUCUGUGCUGGAGACCUGGCCUGCUUCCCUCUCACCAUGGCCCAGGACCGGAGGGUCAACAUCGGCCACUGGCAGAUGGCUCAGGCCCAGGGGAGGAUAGCUGCCUUAAACAUGCUGAACCGGGAGACAGAACUGAGCUCCGUCCCCUUCUACUGGACCGUGCUGCUAGGCAACACCAUUCGCUAUGCAGGCUUCGGGGAAGGAUAUACUGAGAUGGUGCUGAAGGGAAGAUUCGAGGACAUGAAGUUCCUCGCGUUUUACAUCAAGUGAGCAGACCAAACCCCACCGCUACCAAACUCAUCCAAACCGCCAAACCCCACCGCUACCAAACUCAUCCAAACCGCCAACACCUGCCGCUACCAAACUCAU